AUGGAGCCCCGCGCAAAGGCUCCACGCCAUGAGGCGAAGGGAACCUCCGUGAACGCCAUUUUUGCCCUGACGGGCCCAACGGCGGGAGUGUUGCGCAUUCGCGCGGACCCGCCCCUGCCACACCCGGGCACUAUUGAUGACGCCGCGAUGUCUGUGCUAGCUGGCUGUUUUGGGGCGGUGGCGGUGCCGGCCGAUCAGUAUUGGCGCGCUGCGUCGCAACAUCACAUGUUGUUUCAACCCGCUGAUUCUCGCGCGCAGGCGACGGCUCACCCGACAGCGCCUUCCACCUCGUUGUUGCUGGCCACACGAGCAGUGAAGCGUCCCGACCCAGCCGCCAUCCAGAGCUCAUUUUACGGCACAAGACUAGACGCCAUCUUGAGCCGCCGCUACAUGGUGAAUCACGGCUCCCUUGUCAUUGCGGCAGACAAUGGUAGUGGAUCUGGCGGAAAGAUGUACAACACGCUGCCCCGGCAAGAGUUGUCUUCCUUUAUUGGGGCAAUCCCGAUGUGCCACCAGCGCAAUCUCUACGUGCUGGUGGAUGAAAACGCCGCGGUGGACCCCUACUUUGAUAUUGAUUGUCCUGUGCCAUUUAAAUGGAUGAGGAAGAACAGAGGAGACGAGGCAGAGUUUGCUGCGGGGGAGAGACUGCACUCAGCGCCGUUAUCGUCGCCAUCUCUGCAGGUGGACAUGGCUUCUGUUGAAUACUGCCUGGGUCAGAUAUUGCGUUUCUUGCGGGAUAAAGUAGAGGCAGAAACAGGGGCUAAACUGCGGGAGUGUGCGGUCUUGACGAGCUCCGUGAUUGUACACAACGAUGUGAGCGUAAGCGAGAGUGCCGGGAACGACGUGGUGGCGCAGGAGGUGCAAAACGAAGGGGAGGCAGUUCCCUUGCUUAACCCCCGCGAUAGCAAGCUAAGUUUUCAUGUUCAUUUUCGUAUGGAAAACAAUACGGUCUUUGCCAAUGUGCGGGAGCUGCAUAAGUUUAUGUCGCGAGUUCGAGAGGAAUUAGAUGUGGCUCUUUCAUCGACGGAAGAUUCUGACUCUGUUUGCCUUUACCGUAUGCUGCGGCGGUGCAUUGACUUUGCCGUCUACACGCGUUGGCGGGCGUUUCGGUUGCCGUACAAUGUGAAGGCCCCACUCUACACAGAGUUUUCUCCCGCAGACGCCGCGGCGCUUGACCUAAUGAUCUUGGCUCUCUCGCAAUCAUCGUUGCGGUCGGUUGCUAUCCCAGAGGUUGACGUCGGCGCGGUGGCCCCGUCGGUGGUGCAACAUGUAGAUCUUUCUUCCUUACAGCAGGUGGCUUCACCAGUGCAGCGACAGCAUCAACUCCGCAUGAUGACGAAGCUUUUCUUUCUUUUCCGGUUUUUCCUGCCCGUAAUACCGGGCAGAACUGCGAUGGACGACAAGGAUCUUAUUGAUUUCUUGUCGAAGUAUGCGCCAUCUUUUCCAGGUGAGGACGAAAUAGAUGAGAGGUAUCGCCAAAAGGUUGCAUCCACCGUAUUUAAUUUUGCCGCGAUUCAGCGAGAGAACACUCCCGUGGGAGUGAGCGAGGAGUCCAAUGCCGGUUUGCUUCGUCUCAUUGCGUUGGAACAAAAGUCGAGUGAGCAACGAAGCGUAGAAACAUGUUGUGAUCCGUUUGUGGUGCCGCGGCCCCCGCGCCGUGAUGGUGUUCGUGUGCCUGUCCUUGAUAAGCGUGUGAAGGACCUAGUGGCCGAGGUUUUUCGAUGCCUGUGCGCCGCAUACGAUGGUUGUGGCGGAGGUGGGGUUAUGGUUAAAGCUGGUGGUGAGACUGGCGGCACACGGUGUGGGGGGACGCCCCCUGUUGUGGGGGAGCGGGUGAGUGUGCAGUACCAGGAGGGUAUCCGAGCUUACUAUGCGCAACAGAAACUGUCGAGGUAUUGCCUGAAUCAAGGCCGUGAGCAUCGUGGGACGUAUCCACAGUUAUACUUGACGUACGCGUCAAUCAAGUUGCGUUGCUACAGCAACGAUUGCCAUCAUAGUUGCCUUGCGGUGCGGUGGUCGGCCGAGGCCGAGGAGGCGGUGGUGGGGCCAAAAGCAAUAAUCCUUCCCGUCGACGAGUGCGGGUACCCAAAGUACGAGAGAUUGGCUCAGAUACGUCAGAUGCUCUUUCCACAACUUCCCUUGGAGGAGCUGUUGCGACGCUACGGCCCUGUGGUUCUUGGGGGGCCGCGGCAGGAGGAGCAGCCGGUGUAG
Trypanosoma conorhini is the source of this 2211-nucleotide messenger RNA. RefSeq lists its product as uncharacterized. The transcript has a single exon. The coding region runs from base 1 to 2211 and encodes 736 amino acids. Lineage: Eukaryota; Euglenozoa; Kinetoplastea; Trypanosomatida; Trypanosomatidae. The record is from RefSeq and is a predicted model, not a curated record.